Messenger RNA from Symbiodinium natans, 2370 nucleotides. The record is from the annotation of a GenBank genome assembly. NCBI's taxonomy places the organism in Eukaryota, Dinophyceae, Suessiales, Symbiodiniaceae.
AUGGAGAGUUUAGAUCGCGAAGUGGUUCUGCACCAACCGCAGAGCUUUGCUUGGACUAGCGCUUGUUUGGUAGAGGAUUCCUUUCGAUUUUCGACAACAUGGGCGGCGUUGUUUCGUCCCAAGGAGAUCGAGUUGGACAGGCAGGAGUAUGCCCUUGCCGUUGUUCCAUCUGCCAGCGAACAAGAAAUAUGUGCUGCCGCAAGAAGAACCAGCACGUCCACCACUACUGUUGGCAUUGUGUCAGCACGUGGGCGGGGAUGCAGUGGCUUGAGCAGCACGACUCGACCCCAGAAGGGCACGAUGCUGAUCAUCAAGAGUGGGUCGUGUUACAACCCCAAUGAGGGGGAGCGGCUAGUCUUCGGAGCAAAAGCUGCGGGAAGAUGGAAAAGCUUCGCUUUGAUUGCGUUUUCUCUUUCCUUGCUUAGUCGUGUGGAAGAAGAGACAGAGUGGAUGAACGGGCCUCCGGGAACAGCGCGACGCCUUCCCUCUUUUGUGAGGGCUCUUCUUUCGCAGCUGCCCCUUAUGGGAAGCUUUCACCCGGUUGGGGAGGAAGAUGCGACGAUGGAUGCCGAGGACUCCCAGGCUUCCGAAGAUCAAGCCCAGGAGGUUACCACCGGCUACCGUUUCUCUGCCCCAACACCUACGGCGGCGGAAGAUCAGGAGCUUGCAGUGCCUGCAGAAGCCCAAGCGGAGCCGUCGCCGACCUCGUUGUUCACAGUUGCCUCAGAAGAGCGGUGGGGAAAUUGGAAGGCCACACCACCUGUGAAGGCCUCUGCUCCAUCGACGGGAGUGGCUUCGGAGGUUCCGGUGCCGCAUGUGCGAAAGAGGGACCCCUCGGAGGAGAGCCGAGGACCGGAGAUCGAAGCUGCUGGAAGUGGGGACACCUACAGCGUGGCCCAUUGGGAAAGGAUGCUUCGGAAUCCGAGGGUCCAGUACUUCCUGAACUUCCAGGAGGGUCUCCGAAGGGACCUAAGCGAGCUCGGGGUGUUGAACAUCGUCGGGCAAGAUGGUCUUCAUCCCCUAGUCCCAAGAGAGGAUGGAGGACAUUUGGAUCUUAUGAGUCGGGUUGUGAACGACCCCACUUAUAUGGAAAAUCUGUCCGGAUUGAUGGAGAGCCCCGUUGUUGUUGGGAGACGAAUCCCGACCUUGAUCCGCUCGAGCAGGUUUUAUCCGGAAACCCCUGUGUCUGGGGAAAGAGUUCCGGAGCAACGGUGGUUGAGGCAUCACAACAUGGAUCUCCCAGAGGUGCCCCCCAUGACGGUGCAGCUGCCAGUGAGUUUGCGAGAAAGGGGAGGAGAGUAUGGCGAAUCAGUCGUGGACACGGUGUAUGUCUGCAACACAGCCAUGGAGACGACCGAGCAGGAGGAGGCGAACUCUGCGAGGAUUUACCGUCUUCAACAAGGAUAUUCCCUCCUCAAUUAUGGCGUGAGCCAGGCCAUCGUGACCAAGGCCAUCGAGCUUGUUGGCCAAGGGGAAGCUCAGAUCCGCGAGUCUGGUCUUUCCAGCAGCAUUGUGCUGGGCCUUCGGCAUAUGCUUUCCACGAUCAAGGAGUGGGAGAACGCGAAAGAAGGGGAUGCCGAGGAGACCCGGGCUCGUGGAGGUAUCCAGGUGGAAUUGCCGGAGGCCGUUCUUGCAAAGGAUUCUUGGUGCUGUUGGAAGGAGCUCGAGAAUGCCGCCGACUAUUACGCCGAGAUCUUUCUUGCAUCCCAGCAAGAGCGGUCCAUUCGAAAAGCGGGAGCGAAGACAAAGGCUGCGGCGAAAGCGGCUACCUCCUCUACAUCCGCCGUGGGGGAGGAAUCUUCAAAGGUCCGAGAAGAGGAUACCGAGAGUUCCUCCUCUUUGAGCUCGGCCAUGGAGACACCGGACAACAUGUUUUUCAUGGAGGCGAUCAAGCGGGUAAAGAUCAAGCAGGGAGUUCUCGAGGAGUCUCGCCUGGCCCAGAUCUACGCCGAGGAGCGUGGUUCGAUGCCUCCACCGGAACCAAUGUGCCCUCCUCGGAAUCCACCCGUUCGGAUCAAGGCCUCUCCAACGACACAGGUGAAAUCCUCUACCCCUGCAGUUCCGGCGGUGGAAGCAGAUACGGGAGUCGAGCCUCCCGAUCUUGGAGUCGAGCCUCCCUCUCCUGCAUCGACUGUGGGAACGAUUGGGGAUGUAUGGUCGCUUCUGAAUGUGGCGCCUCCGCCGGGAGUACCGCCCCAUCUUCGGCUACCGAGGCCUCCUCCACCAUUUGGAAAGGUCAAGACCUCUGCGUCGGGAAGUUCGGUGGCGCCUGUGGUCACUCCAAAUACGGAGUUUGGCCCAAAACGACUUCCACCCAAGCAAGGAGGGCAGACGGACCAGGCGCGCCAAUUCUCGUUGGCUCCACCCUGA